Molecule: messenger RNA, 2870 nt
Organism: Mycena citricolor
Lineage: Eukaryota; Fungi; Basidiomycota; Agaricomycetes; Agaricales; Mycenaceae
Source: the annotation of a GenBank genome assembly
GUUCCUGACCGUCGUUUCUCAAAAUUGAAGCCCGCUGAACCACCCGCUAUCGGACCGCGCUUGUGAUACGAACUUGGCGACUUUCAGUGACCUGCUAGAUCUGUGGAGCUAUGGCCGUCAAGAUAACACGACAACAUGCUCGAGAUCCGAUGGUUCAAACCGCGUGAACCAUACUGAGCGAGACCGCAGGAUAUAUUUGCGCUGGUUCCCGGGCGGAAUGAGGGUUCAAUCGGGAUGAGCAACGCGGACUCGGACCAACGUGACCGAGAUGAUCGCGACACCGCCCCUCACCCAUCCUUUGCCAAAACUUAUAUUAAGCACGGCCCGUCCAGGCUGACUCUGGCAGUUUCAUCGCUUUUCGUUGAUUCCUUCUUACCCUCAUAAUGGCUCGUUUCCUAGCCACUCCAAAGACCGUUUCUAUCGUCGGCUGCCCAUUCAGCGGAGGACAGCCUCGAGCUGGUGUCGAUCAAGGACCGAUCCAUAUGGUUGAAGCUGGGCUUGUCGAACAGCUCACGGAACUGGGGUGGAAAGUUCGGUUCGACGGACAUCAUCAGUUCGAGGAGAUCAAUGCUGUCCAAGACCCUCCGAUUGGCAAACUCAAGAACCCGAGAUUAGUCUCGAAAGUCACUGAGGCCGUUGCCAAAGCUGUCGGAGGGCAUGCGAAAUUGGGCGAGCUCCCGGUCACGCUGGGUGGAGACCACUCCUUGGCAAUGGGAACUAUCUCGGGGACUCUCGACGCUCAUCCCGAUGCGUGUGUGGUUUGGGUAGACGCUCACGCGGACAUCAACACGGCAGAAAGCACUGAAUCUGGAAACAUCCAUGGGAUGCCGGUUUCUUUCCUUCUCGGCCUCAACGAGCCUAUCCCUGAAUUUGCUUGGGUCAAGCCGCUGCUCAAAGCUGAACGCCUAGUCUAUAUCGGCCUCCGCGAUGUCGAUGCGGGAGAGAAACGCAUCCUCAAAGAGCACAAAAUCAAGGCCUUCAGCAUGCACGAAGUAGACAAGUACGGAAUCGGCAAGGUCGUCGAGAUGGCCUUGGACCAUGUCAACCCGGGGCGCGACCUUCCGAUCCAUCUGAGUUUCGAUGUCGAUGCGCUUGAUCCAUCCGUUGCACCCUCGACCGGAACUCCGGUCCGGGGCGGCCUCACUUUCCGCGAGGGACAUUAUAUUUGCGAAGAGAUCGCCGAAACAGGUCUUCUGGUCGCUCUGGACAUCAUGGAAGUCAAUCCUUCGCUAGCCGACCCCGUGGAUGUUGCACAAACUGUCGCUGUUGGAUGUUCUUUAGCCCGCUCUGCUCUGGGCGAGAGUCUCUUGUAAGCAUGCCGGUCUUAGAAUUCGUCGUAGAGUAUGUAUGCCGCGAAUAGUCUAUCUCCGGUCAAAAAUAAUCCAGUCAAAAUCUCAAUCCACUUGCCCCUAACUGACAGUCAGUUCGGCCAUCAACAGUACUUGGUUCCGUCUGACGCCCUCGUGAUCCAACUUUUUUCUUCCUUCCAACUUCGAUCUUUGGCACUCGAUAUAAUCGCGAAACAUGGAUGAGCAAGGCGAUCCAGCUUCGCUGCAGCACGCGAGUCCAUUCAGCCUCUCAUUCUGCAAAGUGCGGACGAGCUGAACACGACUGCUGGUAUCUCGUUGCUGUCAUUGAAGCAUCAUCUUCUCUUGUCGUACCUCCAAUCGCUGGCACUCGUAGGGGCACAUCGUGCGAUUGGCCACUCUUUGAGCGAGCGUUCCCCGCCGACCGAACCAUUCAGUCAGUCUCAGCGCGGCGCACGAGGCGCGGAUGGCGGAGAUCUGGUUGACUCCAUGGUAGAAGCCAGGGUGGCCUUGGAAAAGAUCAAGGCUCUAGAAGCUCGAUUACGAUAUCAAAUCGAAAAACUCGUGCGCACAGCGCAAGAGUCCGACAAGGCGUCCACGAUUAUCGAUGAUCCUCUCGCCUUCCGACCCAAUCCGCAAAAUCUGCUCGACAACGACGGCGACGAAUCUGGUGACGAUGCCGGAGAGCAGAACCAGACAGCAGCGGACGACGGGAUCUAUCGUCCACCCCGUCUUGCUCCGGUUCCGUACGAUUCGGCACCUCCGAAAUCCAAACGAGAACGAGCACCGCCCGUUCCCUCCGCUUUGCGUAAUCUAGUGGAUUCCUCUAUGCCCCAUGCGGAGACCACGUCUGGACUGGGUGUCACACCCUCGCUGCAAUCCAGUCGAGCUCGUCACCUCAAACGGAUCGAGGAGUUCGAGGAAGAGAAUUUCACUCGCGUUGUCAUGGGCAAGACCGAAGCGAAACGCCGAGCGCGCGACGAAGCCGACCUUGCUCUUGGUGCCGACUUGGGUGGUGGGCGCGCUUCCGGCAAGAACCGGCGCCGCGGUGGAUUUGAGGACGAGUUCAGCGAUGUUCUUCGUAGUGUUGACCGUGGAUCGAAGGGAUCACGAGGCGGAGGCGGGGACGGCUACGACGAGUUGAGGAAAAGAGGUCAAAAGAAGAAUGUUCUAGAACGUUCCAAAGUCAACGCUCGUGCACGGGAGGAGGAGACUGGGGAUGAAUCGGAAGCUCGGGUCGGAAGAAGAGUCGAUUCGAACAGGCUACUAAGGUGGCGAAGAGAAAAUUGAAGCGAUAAAACACAUGCAUGUUCAGUAAACACGCUGGGGAAAUGAAACGCGCUAGCUCGUCCUUCCGAGCUUCUCUUGACGUUGCAUCAAUCUGCGGCUUUAGUACGAUGCUCAUAAAACGAUGUACUGGCAGACGACUUGUCCUGUGCAACUUGACCACUGUUUACCAUGUCCGGGUCUACCAUCCUACGUCGGUUGUUUCCCCUCGUCGUUUUCCCCGUCCUCUCAGCGCUCGCGCUAAAACUGACCUUUGGAAAUAUUCGCGCUUCUGGC